Messenger RNA from Boleophthalmus pectinirostris (great blue-spotted mudskipper), 2553 nucleotides. RefSeq lists its product as uncharacterized. Lineage: Eukaryota; Metazoa; Chordata; Actinopteri; Gobiiformes; Gobiidae. Gene Ontology annotation, molecular function: GTP binding. Bases 243 to 2270 code for a protein of 675 amino acids. The record is from RefSeq and is a predicted model, not a curated record. The transcript is spliced from 6 exons.
UUCUUAACAUUUAGGACAGUAUUCUGUUAAGCCUUUUAAUAAUUGAUAAUCCAUUUUUGUUACUGCACUUCAAUUCACAGCUGCUAUGAUAUAAACUAGGGUUGAUAUUCCGGAUCCCUUCAUAGGAGCGCCUCACGUCAGCAGGUAACAGUCUUCUCAUGACUUACCAAGGAGGAAGACAAUAGGAUCGGUGCUUUUGUGCCCUAUACAAUAUAUUCAUAAUAAACAGAUAAAACUGUAAGAUGUUUUGCAUCGGGAUACCAGCUUUUCUCUUGCUUUUCCGGAUUGCAGCCUGUGUUCAAGACACAAAUCCUACAGAGCUGAGGAUCAUUUUGGUCGGCAAAACAGGAUCAGGAAAAAGUACAUCUGGAAACAUCAUUCUGGGCAAGAAUGUUUUUAAAAGUGAAGUAUCGGCUGAGUCUGUGACCAACACCUGUGAUAAAGCUGAGAGUGAAGACAGCGGUAGGCUCAUUACUGUUGUGGAUACACCAGGGCUUUUUGACACCAAGAAAACCAACGAGGAACUGAAAACAGACAUCGAGGACUGUAUUGUUGUUAAGUCUGUUCCUGGACCUCAUGCAAUUGUGUUAGUGAUAAAUGUAAAAGCCAGAUUCACAGAAGAGGAGAGAGCAGCUGUGAAGUGGAUUGAAAAUAAUUUUGGUUCUGAUGCCUCAAUGCACACAAUACUACUGUUCACUCACACAGACCUGCUGGAGGACAAGACUUUGGAUGAAUACAUCAGUGAGAGUGAGCACCUACGUCGUCUGAAACAUCAGUGUGGAGGAAGAUACCAUGCAUUUAACAACAAGACUCAAGACAGAACCCAGGUCAGGGAACUCCUAAAGAAGAUUGAGAAGAUGGUGAAGGAAAAUGGAGGACAGCACUACACGAAUGAGAUGUACAAGAGAGCUCAGAGGAAACUUGAGGAGGAAAGGAAACGCGCUGAAGAGGAAGAGAAGAGGAAGAAGCAGGAAGAGAAAGAGCAAAUCAGAAAGGAGAUUGAGCAAGAGCAGAUCAGAAGGAAGGAGAAGGAGAGAAAGAUCAAAGAAUCUUGUCAAAUAAUGACUGCUUCGGCUCUGGGUCUUCUUACAGGGGGGUAUUUUUUCUCCUCUUACGUGUUGGCAGGUGCAGGUGCAGCUCUAGGGGUUUCUUAUAGUGACUGUGUUUCUAGUUUACUUGGGCUAAGUCCUGUGUUCAAGACAGAAAUCCUACAGGAGCGCCUCACGUCAGCAGCCUGUGUUCAAGACACAAAUCCUACAGAGCUGAGGAUCAUUUUGGUCGGCAAAACAGGAUCAGGAAAAAGUACAUCUGGAAACAUCAUUCUGGGCAAGAAAGUUUUUAAAACUGCAGUAUCGGCUGAGUCUGUGACCAACACCUGUGAUAAAGCUGAGAGUGAAGACAGCGGUAGGCUCAUUACUGUUGUGGAUACACCAGGGCUUUUUGACACCAAGAAAACCAACGAGGAACUGAAAACAGACAUUGAGGACUGUAUUGUUGUUAAGUCUGUUCCUGGACCUCAUGCAAUUGUGUUAGUGAUAAAUGUAAAAGCCAGAUUCACAGAAGAGGAGAGAGCAGCUGUGAAGUGGAUUGAAGAUAAUUUUGGUUCUGAUGCCUCAAUGUACACAAUACUACUGUUCACUCACACAGACCUUCUGGAGGACAAGACUUUGCAUGAAUACAUCAGUGAGAGUGAGCACCUACGUCGUCUGAAACAUCAGUGUGGAGGAAGAUACCAUGCAUUUAACAACAAGAUUCAAGACAGAACCCAGGUCAGGGAACUCCUAAAGAAGAUUGAGAAGAUGGUGAAGGAAAAUGGAGGACAGCACUACACGAAUGAGAUGUACAAGAGAGCUCAGAGGAAACUUGAGGAGGAAAGGAAACGCGCUGAAGAGGAAGAGAAGAGGAAGAAGCAGGAAGAGGAAGAGUGGAUCAGAGAGGAGGAGAGAAAGAAGUUUGAGGAAGAGCAAGAGUGGAUCAGAGAGGAGGAGAGGAAGAAGAGCGAAGAAGCAGAGAAGCAAUUUAAAGAGGAGAGGAAGAAGAGGGAAGAAGAGGAAAGGCGAUUCUGGGAGAACAUGAAGGACUGGCAAAAACGAUUUGAAAAGGAAAAAAUUAAGCAUAAAAAUGAACAAUGCAAAAUCAUAGCCAUUUCGGUUUUGGGGUUUCUCACAGGGGGGUAUUUGACCUCGUCUUAUGUGUUGACAGCUAUAGGUACAGCUCUUGGGUUCUCUCAAGACUGGGAAUGGGAUUGCCUUUAUAGUUUAUUUGGGUAAAGCUGAAAUAUUAUUAAGAGAUAAGUUGACCGAUUAAUACAAAUGCUCUCUCUCUUUAUAAAUCUGUUAAUAAUAACUCAACUUUGAGCUUUUUAGAGACAUGUUAUACACGAAUACAUCUUUUUUCCUUUAAAUAUGUACCUCUGCCAUAAUGUAUGGGUAUCCUACAGGGUGAAGAAUGAAUGAAGUUUAUGGUGAUUGUCAGCUGUCUACUUUACUGUGGCCUUUCAGGUCCAAGAUUAAUUUCUUCCACUUGGAGACAAUAAAGACUUCAUUGAGAUAA